AUGACCCACAUGAAGCCAACAGUAGAAUCCAUUGAGAGGACCGAUGACAAUAUCGAGGCCCUCAAGGAUUCCACUUUGCGGACCGCCGCGGAGAGUGGCCAGGCUGCGACAGACAAAUAUGGCCAGUCUCUCGUCUAUAUCGACCCCGUCGCCGAGCGUCGUUUACGGUGGAAGAUCGAUCUUUACGUCGUCCCAACAGUAGCGCUGCUGUACCUCUUCUGCUUUAUUGAUCGCGCCAAUAUCGGCAACGCGAAGAUCGCCGGCCUCGAUACCGACCUCAAAAUGAAGGGCUACGACUAUAACAUCAUUAUCACCGCCUUUUACGUCUCCUACAUCGUCUUCGAGAUCCCCUCCAAUAUCGUCUGCAAAUGGAUGGGUCCGGGUUGGUUUAUCCCCAUCGUAACGCUUCUUUUCGGAAUAGCAUCGCUGGGUACGGCGUUCGUGAAGACCAUCCCACAAGCUGCCGUCGUGCGCUUCAUUCUUGGCAUCUUCGAAGCUGGCAUGCUGCCCGGAAUCGCCUAUUAUCUCUCCCGUUGGUAUCGUCGUUCUGAGCUCGUGUUCCGUCUCUCGCUCUAUAUCGUCAUGGCGCCUCUUGCUGGCGCGUUUGGCGGCCUUUUGGCUUCGGCGAUUCUGUCUCUAGAUCAUUUCGGCGGAUUGCACCGCUGGCGCAUGAUCUUCGCUAUUGAAGGCAUCAUCACCAUCGGCCUCGCUUUGAUCAGCUUCGCGACACUCACCGAUCGUCCCGAAACGGCCCGGUGGCUGAACCAGACCGAAAAGGAGCUCGCGAUUGCUCGAGUCAAGUCUGAGCGUGUUGGUACCACGGAGGUGCUGGAUAAGAUGGAUAAAAUCAAGCUUAAGCGAGGCAUCCUAUCCCCCGUCACCCUCAGCACUUCCUUGGUCUUCCUAUUCGAUAACGUUACCGUCCAAGGUCUAGGCUUCUUCCUGCCAACCAUUGUGAAGAGCAUCUACAAGGAGAAGACUACCAUCCAGCAGCAACUAUGGACAGUCCCUCCGUACGCCGUCGGCGCCUUCUUCACCGUCCUGUUCCCUCUCUUCAGUUGGCGCAUGGACAGGCGCCAGAUCUUCUUCAUUAUCUGCGCACCCAUUUGCAUGAUCGGCUACAGCAUGUUCCUAGGAUCCUAUGACCAGUCUGUCCGCUACGGUGCCACCUUCCUCAUCGCGUCUUCCAUGUUCGCUUUCGGUCCUCUGACCAACGCUCAAGUCUCGGCGAACGUUGUCAGUGACACCGCUCGCAGCGCGGCCAUUGGUAUGAACGUGAUGAUGGGCAACAUCGGCGGCCUUGUUUCAGCUUGGUCAUUCCUUCCUUGGGACGGCCCCGAUUAUCAUAUUGGAAACGGUCUUAAUUUGGCCACCUCCGGCACCAUUCUGAUACUCAGUGUCUUCACUUUGAUCUGGAUGAAGAGGGAUAACAAGAAGAGGGAUAACCGGAAUAUUGACGCGGAGCUGAGCGGGAUGUCGCAGCAACAGAUCCAAGACCUGGACUGGAAGCAUCCGGCUUUCCGUUGGAAGCCUUGA
Scedosporium apiospermum is the source of this 1536-nucleotide messenger RNA. RefSeq lists its product as uncharacterized. Gene Ontology annotation, biological process: transmembrane transport. The coding region runs from base 1 to 1536 and encodes 511 amino acids. Gene Ontology annotation, molecular function: transmembrane transporter activity. The record is from RefSeq and is a predicted model, not a curated record. The transcript has 3 exons. NCBI's taxonomy places the organism in Eukaryota, Fungi, Ascomycota, Sordariomycetes, Microascales, Microascaceae. Gene Ontology annotation, cellular component: membrane.